Amphibalanus amphitrite is the source of this 1470-nucleotide messenger RNA. It is a transcript of the gene Pabp2, whose product is annotated as polyadenylate-binding protein 2-like. NCBI's taxonomy places the organism in Eukaryota, Metazoa, Arthropoda, Thecostraca, Balanomorpha, Balanidae. The record is from RefSeq and is a predicted model, not a curated record. Gene Ontology annotation, molecular function: RNA binding. The transcript is spliced from 6 exons. The coding region runs from base 217 to 909 and encodes 230 amino acids.
UGCCUUGAUUUCUGCAAGGUGCGCCGGAUUCAACACGUUUCAACACGCACGCCGGCGUCCAGCAAAUAUUAGAUUGGAAUUUAAUUAUUUUGAACUCCGUUUUGAUUGUGGUGUUCAUUGAUAAUUAUCUGAUAGAAAUAUUUUACUGUUUGACAUAAGUUGGGUCAACCAUCAGCCUUCUGUUACGAGGCGCUGUGCUGACCGUGCUCCGCGGUAAUGGCCGAUAUUGACGAGCUGGCUCUGGCGGCCGGCGGAGACGGCCUCGAAGAUGAGCUGCUGGAAGAGCUGAACGAUGGUGCCGACAACGGUGCCGACAACACCAACGACGCGUCGGCGACCAACGACAGCGGCGACGGCGACACGAGCAUGGACGACCCGGAGCUGGCGGCGAUCAAGGCACGUGUCAGAGAGAUGGAGGAGGAGGCCAACAAGCUGCGCCAGAUGCAGUCCGAGGUGGACAAACAGAUGAACCUGGGCAGCCCCACCACAGAGCCGGCGACCAACCCGCUCAACCUCUCCGUCGAGGAGAAGAUGGAGGUGGACGCGCGCUCCAUCUACGUGGGUAACGUCGACUACGGCGCCGCCGCCGAGGAGCUGGAGCAGCACUUCCACGGCUGCGGCUCCGUCAACCGCGUCACGAUCCUCUGCAACAAGUUCGACGGCUCGCCCAAGGGAUUCGCCUACAUCGAGUUCGCCGACAAGGACUCGGUCCAGACGGCCAUGGCGCUGGACGAGUCGCUGUUCAGAGGACGCCAGAUCAAGGUGAUGCCGAAGCGGACCAACCGUCCGGGUAUCUCGACCAGCAACCGUCCGCCGCGCGGCGGGAGGUACCGCGGACGAGGACGGUUCGGCGGAUUCCGCGGGCGCCGGCCAAGGUAUCGCAGGUCAAACUUCUACUCGCCCUACUAAGGUACAAGAUGCUGUGUGUCUCGCAGCGCCCCCAGUGCGCCGAAGGUGAACCAGAAGUUCGCCGGCGGCCGAGACGACCGUCCCGGGCGGCGCGCUGCCUUCCAGUGGUGGACACUGGGCCUGUGACGUCACGGACGCUCAGUUUUCUCCGCGUUCACGGCAAUGACCGGUGGACGUGAACUGUACAUUGAACUGGACGUGCUCUGUGGUGGCAGGUGUAGCGUUCGGGACCGUGGGUGUCUGGACUGGUGCAACGGUCGAACAUUGUUCUGUAGACCUGAAUAGCGCCCUGGGUCUCGGCGCGGCACCGUUGGGGUUUGGCCUGUUUCCGUGAGCUCCGUGCGCCACCAGCAUUCGCGACAUUGCCUCGAGACGGCGCCCGUGGACUGCAUUGCUUCUCCAUGCUCGUCGGGUGUGGAUGGCCGUACCGGAGAGCUAGUGGUUCUUUUAGUUCACAUUUCAACUGUAUUUGACGUGUAGAAAAGCCGACUGGGCAGGAAAAAAGCUGCACAAAGCAGAAAAGAAACAAGAUGCAAAGAUAAUACAGCACUUCUGUCCAGA